CCCUCCUAUCUCGGAUUUCAGACAUGGUCUGCGUCGUCCACGAGCGCUUCAGGUCAGCUCCCGCCUACGUCGCCGCCAAUAUUACCAGGGGAAGGAUCUGCAGGACUGGCCAAUUCAUCCUUCGGGUGCUACAUAUUUCGGAGAGCGAGUAUCGCCCCGCUAUCUCUCCAACUCAAGAACUUGAACCCGCGCUCCUUCAACAGCAGCACAUAGACUUGGACAUCAUCCGAACUCAAUGAUGCUCGUCGUCCAUCGACGCCCAGCGAGCCGAGGGGCUGCUGUCUUGUUGGCGAGAAGAAAGGCCACCACCACAACGACCCACUUACCACCAACGGCGUCCGGCGGCUACACCGCCGCCAUCCUGGAUGAUUCUGCUGUCCGAAAACCUUGGGAAAAGGAUCUCAUCAAGUCGUGCGCUAAACGCAAGCAGGUGAGAGUGAGUCUCGAGUCGAUACUCGACGUCUCGACUGGCGAGAGGCCAUGGAGGGCCUCUUUCGGUGCGGCCAACCCGGACGUGUCCGCCGGCCCAGAACCAGAACUUGGACGGAGGGCAUGCACGAGUUACGUUUCGGACGCCGAGAGACGGAAAAUAGCAGAGGGCCAGCUGCAGAGCGCGCAGUACCUCCACCGGGAGCUGCCGGUCAGAUUAGCGCAGGCCGUCACGGCGUUAGACAAGAUGAAGAAUACAGGGCUAACAUCCACCCUCCCCGUGACACGAGUACGGGAGGACUAUCUUCAGAACUUCCGGGAGCUGCAAGAGUCCCCGAGGCCGCACGAGCUGGAACAGGUGGUGGCGUUUACGGAGACGGUUAGGAGGGUGCAGAAGCGGGGCAGCGACACGGUGCUGCAGAUGGCCUGCGGGCUGCAGGACCUGAUGCGGGAUGGCAAGCGGGAGGAAAGCGAGGCGCUUGGGCGGAUCCAAGAUUUUUUGGACGAUUUUUACCAGAAUCGCGUCGCAAUGAGGUUCCUCUGCGGGCACUACCUGGCCCUGUCGUCGACACAGCGGGACGGCUUCGUGGGCCUGGUUCAGCGAGGGGUUAGCUUGGCGGGGAUCGCACAGUCGGCUGCGGUGGAGGCCGCCUCGAUUUGCUGCCACGCCCUUGGCGCCUGCCCCGAAGUCCGCUUGAGCGUCGACCCGGCGGGGGACGGCCUCGUCGCCGCGGUGCCGGAGUACGUCCACUACGUCAUCCUCGAGCUGCUCAAGAACGCCAUGCGCGCCACGAUGCAGGCACACGGCGGUGGCAAAGCUUGGGCUGGGAUGGACGUGGCGGCGGAGGAGGAUGCUCGAGUGCAGGAGCGAAAAGGAGCCGAGGAAGAAGGGGGUUCGAAUAUCGUUUUCGCGGACGUUCCCGAGGUGGUGAUUUCCGUGAGGCCUCAUGGCGAGGAUGACGUCAUGCUCGUCGUGGCGGACCAGGGCGGAGGGAUUCCGGCGGAGGCUACCGACAAGGUUUGGAGCUACCUCUACACAACGGCGGGGGACGCCGUGCAGACUUCGUACUUGGCGAACGGCGGCAACUCCGCGUCCAAGGCCCCCCCGCUCGCGGGCUUGGGCUACGGACUCCCACUCAGCCGACUCUAUGCUCGAAAUUUCGGGGGUGAGCUGAAGUUGAAGCCCUCGGCCUCAGGCAAGGGCACGGAUGCGACUCUUCAGCUCAGUCGGCACGGUACUCGCCUCGAACCCCUUGUGUGGCCAAAGACCCGGGACAUGAUCGAGGAGUUGUACGCGCACGUUCACUUGUAGUAGUAGGUCGCGUUUGUUCUCGCUACUUUUCUGCGGAGAGAGUGAGUGGCGCGGGCAACGAGUGGGGAAGCCGACGAGCUUUUGUGUUGUCUUUUUGCGAUCGCAGUCUGGAGACGGAAGACUCGCACGCGAGUCAAGAGAGAUUGCGUGUGGGUCUGCGUUGUUUGUAGCUCUCGCUUGUCUGCGUGUGGUAAUUGGGAGAUGGAAAGGGGGGGGGGGGGGAGCAUAGGUUUCUUCCCACGCGGCAGUAGGGCUACCCGAAACCUCCCUGUCUAUCUCCUUGUGGACAUGAUCAUCAAUCAGUCCUUUGUGGUGGUGGAUUUACGGAGAUUCGUGCUUGCUGUGGUGGUGACAAGAUUUUCUGGGUGGUGGGCGGCUGGCAAAAGGUCGCAUUUCAUCGUUUAUGGGGCAGGAGGCAACGCUGAAAAGGGUAGGUCAAAUACUUUCGAAUGUGUCGUUCGUCGGUGUGCGAGUUAGUUCGUGAUCCGGCCUUGAGCGACCUGUUGUGAGUAAUGUUCUUGCAGGGUGGCGUGCAGACGGAGGGACCGGGGCGCGCAUGCCGCAGGUUGUUUCGGAACGGAAAUAGUGGCAGAUGUGUGUGUGUGUGCGUGUGACUGGUUCUUGUGCUUGUUGUGUUGUCGGAUGUUGUUAAGGUGCAGGUAUCGGCAUCGGGCUGCUGUUUCAGUAGUACUGCUGAAAAUUCCGUUUCUUCCGCAAGGGCUUGCUCAACGUGUCUCUUGUGUUUUGGUUCAGCGGGGUGGGCUGGAUCGAGCAAUCAGCACUACUGUAGGCGAACCCAUUGGUCGUUUCGUGAUAGAGCGCGGCUUUCUGUCGCACGUAGUACCGCUGUGGCAAUAGCGAGUAGGUGCACCGGGCGCUGUCGUUAUCUUCAGCGAGUUUUGUAUUUUUUGGGCACCCCAGUGCCCGUGACCCCGUCGGGUGCGAUAAUAUACCGAUACCGGUAUUGUUUUCAUUUCGUUUUUAUGUAGCUUUUCCAAGGCACCCCGGUGCGAUAACUUGAUUGUUGGUGCGAUGCCGAGUAAUAUACAGCGCAGCGGCCUGAUUCUUGGUGCCGCUGUCCUGUCGUUAUGCACCCCCGGUGCGAUGUCUCCAAUAAAGGGGUGAUGUUGAGUAAAUAGCACCGUCUCGGCUUUCUGG
Molecule: messenger RNA, 2899 nt
Organism: Ectocarpus sp. CCAP 1310/34
Lineage: Eukaryota; Phaeophyceae; Ectocarpales; Ectocarpaceae
Source: the annotation of a GenBank genome assembly